UCCAGCAACGACUUCAAACCUCCAUCAACUGACCUCAACUCGUUACCAAAAUUCAGGUGCCUUGACAGAGCCCACAGGAUGCUGUCCGGUGAAGCGGCUGAUGUCCGGCACUGCGUCCUGACAAACCGCUGGCUGCCCGCAGCUCUGGCACUACUCCUCCUCCUCUCCUCCAGCUUCAGCCGCGCGCACAGCACCACAGUGGAGCACGACUUCCACAUUGUUCACAACGUCGACAACAGAAGUCCAGAAAUAGACCCAUUCUGGUAUGUGGGGCGUGGUGUGAGGCCCAUCGGGCGCUUCGGGAAGAGACACAGCAGUGUGGAUGUGUUGGAUGGCGGCAGGAUGCAGCCUGUCGUCAGGACAUUGAUGCUACUGCUUAACAGCCUCAGAAACAAGGAAAACCUUAGAAAAGUACUUGAUGGAGAGGAUGGUGAUUGGUUACCAUGACAACAAGCUCUCCUUCUCCAUCCUUCAAAAAACUCUUAGUGUCUUUAGAUUUUAUCUCACUUGAGGUUGCAUUUCUCUUUCUUAACUUUAUCUAUAUUAUGAAGCUGAUCGGAUCAUUGCUGAAGUCAUUCUCCAAAGUUUUCUGUACAUAAAAAAAAAUCAUUCUAUAUUGAUUAAUAAAGCAGGA
Messenger RNA from Melanotaenia boesemani (Boeseman's rainbowfish), 634 nucleotides. It is a transcript of the gene prlh2, whose product is annotated as prolactin releasing hormone 2. The coding region runs from base 79 to 447 and encodes 122 amino acids. The record is from RefSeq and is a predicted model, not a curated record. NCBI's taxonomy places the organism in Eukaryota, Metazoa, Chordata, Actinopteri, Atheriniformes, Melanotaeniidae. Gene Ontology annotation, molecular function: hormone activity. The transcript is spliced from 3 exons.